AUGGCACAGAAUGGGCAGAAUGGAGCAGUUCCCGAACUUCCAGAAUCCGUCUCAAAGCCCCCUGAAGGUGUUGUCCUACCGCCCAAAGACAUAAGAGCAAUUAUCGAAAAGACGGCCGGCUACGUGGCGCGCAACGGCACUGUCUUCGAAGACCGCAUCCGCGACAAGGAACAGGCGAAUCCGAAGUUUUCCUUCCUCUCUCCCCACGAUGCGUACGCUCCUUUCUACCAAUGGCGACUGUCUGAGGUGCGGUCGGGACGAGGCACGGCCGUCUCUGCCGGAAGAGCAGGAGAUGCGACACCUGUGCCAGAAAAGCCAAAGGGCCCAGAACCGCCUCCAGAGUUUCAAUUCAGUGCGCGCAUGCCCAACAUCAGCGCUUUGGACUUGGAGGUGGUCAAGCUCACAGCUCUCCACGUUGCUCGCAAGGGUAAGGGUUGGAUGACCACCCUGUCACAACGAGAAGCCCGGAAUUACCAGUUCGACUUCCUGCGCCCGCAACACUCGCUUUACAAUUUCUUUCAGCGCCUUGUUGAUCAAUACACGAUUCUCCUUCAGACGGGGCCGGAAGGUCAAAAGGCAGAACAAGCCCGCAUUCAAGUCCUCCAGGCCAACAUUCAGGAUCGAUUUCGAGUUCUCAAUCUGGCAAAGAAACGGUCGGAAUACACCAAAUGGGAGGAGACCCAAAAACAGAAGAAAGAAGAGGCGGAAGAGGCCGAACGGAUAGCCUAUGCCCAAAUUGACUGGCAUGACUUCGUCGUCGUUGAAACAGUGCUGUUCACUGAGGCAGACGAGCAGGCCGAUCUUCCUCCUCCGACAACGCUGAAUGAUCUUCAGAGUGCAAGUCUCGAGCAGAAAGCGAUGAUGAGUCUAGCCAGACCAGAUAUGCGUAUCGAAGAGGCAAUGCCUACAGACGACAUGAGUGGUUAUGCAUACAACGACCAAUUUGGAGGAUACCCUCAAACGAACGGCUGGGCGCCCCCACCGGAAGCGCCUGCACCAGUACCGGCAGCAAUGCCAGCAUAUACUCCUUCUCCUAUGCCACAACAUCCCUCGCCAGCCGUGCCUCAGAUGCCGACACCCAUAUCAUCCUAUUCACCUGCUAUCCCUCCCGUGCCCUCUCCACAACCCCCAUCAGUCCCAAUGCAGCAACCGCCCCCUUCAACCGCAUCUCCUGCGCCAGCAGCACCGGGUCAACCUCCCAUGCGCAUCAAACAGGACUAUAUCCCUCGCGCCCAACAACGUGCUGCCACUGCUCGGGCCGCCACGGCCCUGUGUCCCAACUGCGGCCAGCAAAUCCCCAUCGCCGAGCUCGACGCGCACUUACGCAUCGAGUUGUUGGACCCGAGAUGGAAAGAGCAGCAAUCCAAAGCUGCGUCGCGGUUUUCGACCACGAAUCUGGGCGGCACGGACGUUGCGGCGAACCUGAAGAGACUGAGGGCUAGGACGGAUGGAGUCACUAGCGACCCAGUCGCGGAGGCGGCCGCGAGGGUCUUGGGCGAACAGGAGGAGGAGGAAAGGAGGAAAAGAAUGAAGCUCGAGGGGGGUGGUCCGCCCGUCGCCGCGGCCGCGCCAGCGCCAGCGUAUCCUGGCGCUGUAGGGGUAGGGGCACAGAACCCACCUGCGGGUGGACAGCAGCAUACCAUGGAUUUGCAGGAGCAAAUACGGCAGAUCCACAACAAGUACAAGUCGUGA
Messenger RNA from Fonsecaea multimorphosa CBS 102226, 1692 nucleotides. RefSeq lists its product as uncharacterized. The transcript has a single exon. NCBI's taxonomy places the organism in Eukaryota, Fungi, Ascomycota, Eurotiomycetes, Chaetothyriales, Herpotrichiellaceae. Gene Ontology annotation, molecular function: RNA binding. Gene Ontology annotation, biological process: mRNA cis splicing, via spliceosome; regulation of alternative mRNA splicing, via spliceosome. Gene Ontology annotation, cellular component: U2 snRNP; U2-type prespliceosome; catalytic step 2 spliceosome. The record is from RefSeq and is a predicted model, not a curated record. The coding region runs from base 1 to 1692 and encodes 563 amino acids.